CGCCUUUGUUAACAAGCUGGGUGUAGCUCACAUUUUUGUUUAAUUCUUCUGGGCAUCUCUCUAACAAACAAGUAUUCUUUAGAGCUCAACUCAAUAAUCAAUACAAUUUUCUUAGUUUACAGAGCACAUUAUUACUUUAUGGGAUGACUUCACGAGGUCAGGGAGAUGUAUAUAUAUACAGUGUGGAAGGAGAAGGCUGAGAACCAUCUACUGAACUCAACAGAGACAGAUUUGCCCGUAACAGGCUAUACAGCUGUCUCCGCUAUGAAGGCAACAAGAAGCGUUGCCUGUCUUGGGCUUGUGCUUCUCAGCUGCCUUUCUGAUAUUGUUAUUGCUCAACGAUGGGCCUCCUGCAGCGGGUACCGGUUGUCUGAAAAAACACAGCUUGCCUGUCCCCGCAACUACGAACCCGUCUGCGGGACCAACAGCGUGACCUACCCCAAUGAGUGCUCCCUCUGCAAAGAAAUCUUCCUUAACCGAGCCAUUGACAAGAAGCAUGAUGGAAAAUGUGUUAAGCUCGACUGUACCGGCUACUGGAGAUUAAGCAGUGGUCGCGUGUUCCCCUGCACCAUGGAGUACCUGCCCAUCUGUGGCACCAAUGGCGUUACCUACAGAAACAAGUGUGACUUCUGCAAUGCUGUGGCGAAUGGACUGGACGUAAACAUGCGCAGUGUUGGAGAAUGCUUCCAGAAGAUUGACUGCAGCGAACAGAAGGGUAGCAAUCUCAUCUGCACUGCCCAAUAUAACCCCCUUUGCGGCUCCGAUGGCAAAACUUAUGGAAACAAGUGCCAGUUCUGCAAUGCAGUUUUCCGGAGCCAGGGAACUCUCUUCCUCAAA
Messenger RNA from Egretta garzetta (little egret), 837 nucleotides. Its product is annotated as ovomucoid. NCBI's taxonomy places the organism in Eukaryota, Metazoa, Chordata, Aves, Pelecaniformes, Ardeidae. The record is from RefSeq and is a predicted model, not a curated record. The annotation marks the transcript as partial. The transcript is spliced from 8 exons. Gene Ontology annotation, molecular function: protein binding; serine-type endopeptidase inhibitor activity.